AUGCCACCUAAAUCAUCAGCGCCGAAAGGAGGCGCAAAAUCUGGAGGCGCCUCUUCUAGGGCCAAAUCUCAGCAGAGCAAGGAAGAUGAUCUACAACGUGAACCGUUGCAGGCUGUCGUACUCGCCGAUGCCUUUCAAAAGCGUUUAGAUCCCUUGACUGCCGACAGACCAGCAUGUCUUUUACCGCUGUGCAACGUGCCAUUGCUGGACUGGACACUCGAGAAUCUUGCGCUGGCUGAAGUCGAGGAGAUUUUCAUCCUUGCCAGUCGCUACUCGGAUCAGAUCAAGAAGCACCUCACAACCUCCUCGGCAAGAUACUCGCUGCCCAAGAUCACCGUCAUUGCCACUCCUGACGCUCAGUCGCUGGGCGACGUGAUGCGAGAGCUCGACGGAAGGCAAAUCAUUCGCUCUGACUUUAUCCUGAUUCACGCUGACUCGGUCGCCAGCAUGGAUCUCGCUAGCAUCGUCCACGCCCACAAGCGUCGAAGAAAGAAGGACAAGGAUGCCAUCAUGACCAUCUGCACCAUGCCUGUUGGAAAACGCAGCAGGAUACGCACUCCAGGCAGUCUUUCGCUAUUUUUCAUCGAGCCUCACACUUCGCAACUCGUCCACUAUGCACCUGUUCCUGCAGCACCUAGACUCAGGAAAACCACUUUACCCCUCGAAAUCUUUGACCACGAUGCUGCCGCUACCACAAACAGCCUGUCGCACGGCGCUGAAGUCGAUGUUCGAAACGAUCUUGUUGAUUGCGGUAUCGAUAUCUGCUCCGUAGACGUCCCGCCGCUCUUCUCGGAAAACUUCGACUACCAAACACUUCGUCACGACUUUGUACUUGGAAUUUUGACCUCUGACCUCCUCGACAGCAAGAUUUUCGUCCAUGUCGCACCCACUGGCCCACUCGCCUCGGCAGUACAGACCGCAGGCUCGUCCUUCCCGCAGACUGUCGGCACUUCGCUGUAUGGUCGUGGCUACGCAGCACGUGUUAAGUCGCCCGCCGAUUACGAUGCCAUCUCAAGAGACGUCAUCGGUCAGUGGACCUACCCGCUCGGCCCUGCCGGCUAUCUCCCUGGUGGUCAGCGAUACAGCCCUCGCUCCGGUCUUCGAUUCCUCGGAGACAAUGUGGUGCUUAGCCGUACCUGCCAGCUCGGUACACACACACUCGUCGGUUCCCAGUCUGAGGUUGGCGAUAGAACCUCCCUCCAACAAUCUGUGCUUGGAUCGUCCGUUAAGGUUGCAAGUCGCACUUCCAUCUCUGGCUCAUACAUCUGGGCCAACACCAUCGUCGGCUCUGACUGCACCAUCGAACGCAGCAUCAUCGGUGCCAACGUCAAGAUUCUCGAUGGCGUCAAGAUCAACAAGGGCUCCAUCAUCGCCGAUGGCUGCGUUGUCGGCCCUAACGUCGAGCUUGCUGCCUUCAGCAGGAUAGCCAACAAAAAGUUCCAAUCCGAACUCGACUUUGUCAGCGAUAGCGAGCAAGAAGACGAUAACGACAAUUCUCUGCGUGUCAGUGACGGGUCGGGAGGUAGAUCUGGUAACAAAGAUGCCUACUCGGAAGAGAUUGGAGCACAAGGUGUUGGCUACCUAUGGCCUGCAUUGGGAGACAAGCCUAUCAGGCGCGAGGAAGAGAUGGACUCGGAAGCAUCCGAUGACGACGACGAAGAUGAAGUUGAUGAGAUCGAACGUUCUCACAACCUGCGACUCAUGCGACUCGGUGCUGACCUAAACGACAUGCAGUUGUCCGAUUCCCUCUCCGACGUAUCCUCCAUCGGUGUCGGAGCCGAUUCCGAUGAGGAGGAGGAUGAUGAUGAUGAGGAAAACCUCGUAUCAGGUACCGACGCUACCUUGUCGGACUCGGAUGACGACCUCCUUGGUGACUCUAUGAUGCUUGACGGUGGCGAGACCAACGUUGAAAAGCAAGCUGCAGUAAAGAGACUCAACGAAUUCCGCUCCGAAGCUACCGCCUCGCUCGAACGAGCGUUUGAAGAAAACCACACGGUCGACGAUGCCGCCAUUGAACUCAAAACACUUCGAAUGGCCUCGAACGUGCCUCUGAAAGAAGUGCGCAAAACCGUCAUUGAAUUCAUCCUGCACAAAUGCGAUCCCGAACAGCCCAAACAGAUGCUCAAGGUGCUUGACAAGUGGUGUCCCUUGAUCUCGGUGGUUGCGGUUGACGAUCAGAUCGAAGCCCUUGCUACGGUCCAACAUUUCUGCGCGAAGACUGAGGGUUACUUCAAGCUCUUCCUGCCACUGUUGAAGAAAUUCUACAACGACGAUGUGAUCAGCGAGGAGAACAUUGUCGGCUGGUGGAAGAGUCCUUUGAGUAGGGAGAGUAGCGAAGCCGUGGGUGGAGAGAAGAACGGGCAGCUGAGGAAAGCGGCUGAGGAGGUGAUCAGGUACAUUUUGGAGAGUCAGGAGAGCUCUGACGAAGAAGACGAGACGGAGGAGGAAGAGGAUUCGGAGUAA
Molecule: messenger RNA, 2463 nt
Organism: Mycosarcoma maydis (corn smut)
Lineage: Eukaryota; Fungi; Basidiomycota; Ustilaginomycetes; Ustilaginales
Product: translation initiation factor eIF2B catalytic subunit epsilon
Exons: 1
Coding region: 1-2463 (820 amino acids)
Biological process (GO): biosynthetic process
Cellular component (GO): eukaryotic translation initiation factor 2B complex
Molecular function (GO): translation initiation factor binding; translation initiation factor activity; guanyl-nucleotide exchange factor activity
Source: RefSeq, a predicted model, not a curated record